AUGUGCUUGCUACUUGUUGCUCGAGCAAUUCAAACUCCUAUUGAUGGUAUUGAUUCAAUUGCCAUUGCUUCAUAUUCUUCUCAUUCCCUUGCUACUGGCAUAUUGGCUAUUGCAAUCUUAGCUUGGUCAACUGGCUCUGGACCAAUAGAUGUUCAGAGAGCUAUUGAGAUGAAUUCGGGCUCGUGUUCGGCCCUAUAUAAGAUGAUGAAGACAAUCAUAACAUUGUCUUUUGUUCCCCCUUCCAUGCUCCUCACUAUCAAUACCAAUCCAAUGGAGGAGUUUUUCAACCGUUUUCUCAUUCUGACCCUUGCGGUCAUAGCCAAUUCUCAAGAUGGUGUUGGAGGGAUAGGCUCUGGCCGCUCCGGCGAAGGAGUCAAGGAAAGGUUGAGAUUGGGAAGCGUUCGGGUUGAAAGGAAGGUGAGAAGGAGCAGGUAG
Molecule: messenger RNA, 435 nt
Organism: Ilex paraguariensis (yerba mate)
Lineage: Eukaryota; Viridiplantae; Streptophyta; Magnoliopsida; Aquifoliales; Aquifoliaceae
Source: the annotation of a GenBank genome assembly